AUGCAGGAGUUUCAGUCUGAAGCCUCUGAUGUCAUCAGCCAGGACGAUGAUGACGAAGUGGAGGAGCUACAAAACAGUCUGCGAGAAGCUGUCCAGGACCAGUCCGUGAAACCCAAACUGCAGUGCCUCAUGGUGGAUCCAUCCUUCUCGAUGGUAACAGUCCAGAAGGAGCCAAAGAUGGAGGAGUACAACAAGGAAAAGACAAAGACAGAGGAGGCAAAGAUAGAAGAGUACAACAAGGAAAUAACAAAGACAGAGGAGCCAAAGAUGGAGGAGGCUGAUGUUGGAAAAGAUUUUUACUCUGCUGUUAGUGAAGUUAACCAGGGGACUGUUAUAAAAACUGAGGAGGAGAGGAAAGAACAACAGCUUUCUGCAGUGACACAGGAGACAGCUGAAAGAGAGGCCCCAGAAGAUUUGCCUCAGGAGCCUAAAGCAGUAGAGGAACAGAUGGAGCAUCAACAAGUACAACAUGAGGUGAAAACCGAGCAGAUGGAGCCUGCCGAGCCUCCUGAGCCUGGCACAGGAAAACCACCUGAAACACACCAGUUGGACACUCAGCUAGAGGAAACCCAUGAGAGCAAGGAGAAACAGAGAGGAGAUGAAAGCAGUUUUGAACAGAACGCCACAGACACAUCGGAGGCUGAUAAAAUGCCUGAAGUGCUUGUAAUGAGUACAGAAGAGGCAGCUUUGAUAGUACCUGUGAGCAACGAGGCGCCUGGGGAAAACACUGAGCGGAUUUUAUCUGAAGAAGCAGCUAAUGAUUCACAGAUUUUGGCGGCUGAUGACAAAGUACUCACCGAGGCUGAUGCAAAAGCUUCAUCUAAAGUGGAGGAACCUGAGACUGCAUUGCACAGCUUGUCUGAGGCCCGAACUGAAGUGAGGACAGCAGAAGAGGAACCUCAGUGUGAGGCAAUAAAAGCAGCCCCGGAAGAUGCCCCGUCUGUUGAGGUCGUCCCUGACUGUGAAAUGCAAACAGUGGUAGAGGUGACUGAAAAAGCAGUGAGUGACGUAGAGAUCCAAACCCAAGUUAAGAUCGAUCUUCAGGAGGUAACGUGUGUGGAGGCGACAGCAGAUCCUGAGAGAGGACAAGACUACCAGCCUCUGAGGGAGGAAACUGAGGAGGCCGUGAUGCCGUUGCGCCCUGCAGAAGCUGCAGACGCCGAUCAGGAGUCAGAGGUAAAAACCGAGAUCGAACCUGCCACGCCAGAAAAAGUUCAACCCGAAUCACAAAUCCCCGAAGCGGAGAAGCAGCAGCGAGAGCUGACCGACUGCGAGUCAGAAAAACCUGAGAAGGCCCCAGAGGACCUCUCUAAGCCGCCUCCUGAGGAUGCUGGGGCAGCUUCUAAGGACACAGUGACUGUAGGUGAUGAGCUCAUUCUCCUUGUUCCCAAAGGACAGGCAAUAGAGAUGGACAUAGAGAUUGGAGAGAAAUCUGAAAAGACUCAAAAAGAAGCAACUGCUGUCCCUGAACCUGACAGCACACGAGAACUUCAGGUACCUGAGUCUGAAGUUCUUAUAAAGGAGGUAGAACCAAUCUUAAAUUAUGUGAGCACUGAGCAGCCCCCGUCUGCUCAUGUGGAAGAGGCUGGCGCUGAGGCAGAGGAGAUGGUGCUGGAAUUGGACGACGAAAAAGCCGUCUUAUCUACCCUGAGGAGCUUUACUCCACAGGAGGAUUUAUCGUGUCUGCACAAAGAUGAGGUUCAAUCAGAAGAUGUAGAUGUAGAACAAAAGAAACUCAUGCAUGAAAUUGAAAAUAUACCAGAAGAAAAGGUUUUUGAAGAGGAUGGAGUUCCAUACAUUGAUCAACGCAGUGAAGACGUGGAGCAGAAUAAGAAGCAAGAUGAGGAAGUGUUGGAGGCUCCGGGGGAGCCCAUUCAUGAGCUUGGUUAUGAAGUGAUUUCUGAGCGAGACGCAGAAGAUAUGCCAGAAAUGGAAGCUCAGAAAAAUGCAAAGGAGUCUAAUCAGAAACAGGGUGAGACAAUUGAGAUGGAGAUAGAGAAAGGGAAGGACCAAAAGAUAGAUUUUUUUGCAGAAGAAGAACCCAUUGAAGAAGAUUAUGAAAUCAUUGAUGCGGAGGAGGAGAGGGAAGCCCGACUGGCAGCCGAGCUGCAGGGCAUGGACUGGUUCUGUGUGACCUGUGGAUGUCUGCUGUCAGAAGAGAGCAGGUCUCAGGAACAUCAGAGCCAUGAGGUGAAUUCUGUGGACAAAGCCUAUGAAGGAAUCAAGGAGACACUGGGUGUCUGGAUCUCCGAGCUUCAGGAGAGAUCAGAAAACAUCGAGGACUUGGUGUCUGAGCUGGAGCUGGCCUACAAUUCUGUAGAGGACCAGUUCGCCCAGAGUGAAGCUGCUAUGCGGGCGCAGAACGAGGAGAUGAUGGCUCUGGUGAUGGAGCAGUACAACAAGAUGUCCGUCAGCAUGGAGGAGGAGAAGAAAGCCAAGCUGGAGCAGCUCUACGACAAAAUUGUCUCCUUCCAGGAGAACAUUGAGUCUGCCAAGACCACCCUGGAGACCGCAGCCAGAGAGACUGAAACCGAUGCCAGACCACAUGAAGACAUCCAUGCAAGACUGAAAGCAGCUCUAGAUUCGGUCUUGUUUCUGGAGCUGGGCCCCAAAGGACUCCUGGUGUUCGAGGACUACGCGAAGCCCAACACCUCCGGAUCCAACCUUGAACAGCGCAAAGGAAUAGCCGUUCCCCAGAGGCCCACGCUGCAGCCCCAGGAGCCGGGCUCAGCCACCAGCACCAGCGUCACCGUCUACUGGAGAGUCAACCCCGGAGAUAUCAUAGACUGCUUUCAGGUCUACUGCAUGGGGGAUCCGCAAGGAGCUGUGUCCGAGGAGUACCGUGUGACAGUGAAGGAGAGUUACUGCGUCCUGGAAGAACUGGAGCCUGACAAAAUGUACAAGGUGUGGGUGAUGGCUGUCAACUACACCGGCUGCUCUCUGCCCAGUGAGAGACUUGUCUUCAGAACAGCUCCAUCAGUUCCAGUGAUCGACACAGAGCGCUGCACUGUUCUGUGGGAUGCGGCCAUGCUGAGGUGGAUCCCAACAAAACACACUCCAGGACAAAGUUACACCCUGGAGUACUGCCGCCAAUAUGAGCUAGAAGGAGAAGGUCUGAGAUCGGUCUCAGGAAUCACGGACUGUGAGCAGAGAGUUCUCCUGCAACCCAAUGAGAACUACCUGUUCUACAUCAAAGCCGUGAAUGAGGCCGGUGCCAGCGAACAAAGCGAGGCGGCGCUCAUUUCUACGAAAGGGACGAAGUUCCAUCUGCUGAAGACCUCAGCUCAUCCCGCUCUGGAGCUUUCGGAGGACCAGAACCUCCUGCACUGUUCCCCCGAGGCUUACGAAUCCACCACGAGCUCAGACAAAGUGUGUCCGUCCAUCCUGGGUGAGCUGCUGCCAGCCAGGGGUCUCUACUACUGGGAAACUGUCGUGUCUGGAAGUGCGGCCUACAGGCUCGGAGUAGCUUCCAGCACAGCCAAUAGGAACAGUCCACUUGGGGAAAAUAGCUCUUCGUGGUGUCUGCAGUGUACACCCACAGCAUCAGGCUGCAGGUACCAGUUGCUCCACAGUGACAUGCAGUCCGUCGUGUGUGUGACCGAGACACCGGAGCGAGUGGGCACCCUCUUGAAUUAUCAGACGGGACGUCUGUCUUUCUACAAUGCCCAAAGCGGUCAGUUGUUGGGUGCCUUCGGCGGGGGCCUGAGGCUGCCCGGCCACCCGGCCCUGGUCCUGGAGCAGCCGGGCAGCCUGCAGCUGUGUCUGGUGCCGGAGGUGCCGGAGUUUACCAGGGACAGCUAGCCCCGCCGC
Molecule: messenger RNA, 3810 nt
Organism: Menidia menidia (Atlantic silverside)
Lineage: Eukaryota; Metazoa; Chordata; Actinopteri; Atheriniformes; Atherinopsidae
Source: the annotation of a GenBank genome assembly